AUGUAUCACGCGCACCACGAGCACGACGUCUUGACUGGAGCCGACCCGAUGGUCUUACAGCAGCACCAUCACCAUCACCAGGACCAUCACGGAACCACGUUUAUGCCGGUCAUGAACGAUCAACAGCAGCAGCAGCAGCAGCAGCAGCAACAACAUAACGUUCAACACCAGCAUCACCAUCACCUGCAGCAGCAGGACCAACAGCAUCACGAAGAUCACAUAAUUCUACAACAACAACAACAACAACAACAACAACACCACCACCACAUUGAACCCACCGAUUCCGCCGGCGCCCUGGUCCCCUUCGGCCCCCAGGAAUCUGUAGUCGGCGCCGGUGGUGGAACUCAAACGGUCGGAGCUUACGAGACCAGCUGCUGGCAAAUACUGCCACCGGACUACCCGUACGACGACGACCUGCAGAGAUACGACAGACUUUUGGACAGUAUAAAAAUGCCGAGCAGUCAAACGCGACCGUCUGGUUUCCACAUAUGUGACAUACUGGACUUGAACGACGGAAAAGUCAACUCCACCGACAACGCGAACACGACUCUGAGUUCCCAUAUCAACGCUCCCGACGUGCACAAUGUGAGCACGGGCUUCACGUUUCCCAGCGUCCUGCAAUCUUCCGCAGACCUGUUACACCACUGGCCCACGUCGCUCACCGAACUCAGAGGGUUCGGAUUGAGCCAUCACGGGGCUCAGCAAGCCAGUCCGGACAGCACGUCUCCAGGAGUGACGGACCUGACGGACACGUCGAGCACGCCUAGCGCACUGGCGGCUGACACUUCGAACGCGAACGCGAACGGCGGCGUAGUCGGCGGGCCAGGUCCCGGGGCUGGCGCCGGCGCCAAGGACGAACCGUCUGAGGCGGACGGCGAAGAGAUGGACGACGAUUUCGACGACGAGUCGGGAGCGGCGGGCGGCGAACACGACCGGUCCGGUUCGUCCGGGGCCGGCGGUCACCCAUCCGACGUUAACGGAGCCGGCGGCGGCGGGGCCGGGGCUGUGCACAAGAAACGUAAGCGCCGCGUCCUGUUCAGCAAGGCACAGACGUACGAGCUGGAGCGCAGGUUCCGGCAACAAAGGUACCUGUCGGCUCCCGAACGUGAACACUUGGCUUCAAUCAUCCGGCUGACUCCCACGCAGGUGAAAAUCUGGUUCCAGAACCACAGGUACAAGACGAAACGGGCGCAACAGGAGAAGGGCAUGCACGUGGAACAUCACGCGGCGGCCGCGGCCAACGCUCUGUCUUCGCCGAGGCGGGUCGCCGUGCCCGUGCUGGUCCGGGACGGCAAGCCGUGCACCAACCAGCAGCCUGGCGCCGGCGGCAAGGCCGAACAGAUGGUGCUACCGUCGUACUCGCAUCCGCUGAUGCACGGCCAGACGCCCAGAACGUGGUGGUAG
This is a messenger RNA of Macrosiphum euphorbiae (potato aphid), 1404 nucleotides long. The record is from the annotation of a GenBank genome assembly. NCBI's taxonomy places the organism in Eukaryota, Metazoa, Arthropoda, Insecta, Hemiptera, Aphididae.